AUGGCUGCGCCAUCCAAUAAACAAUCAACAUCGGUAACCCGAUCAGGUACUUCACCUGUAUCUGCACCGGCGACAAAUGCUUCCACUAGACUGGAGAGAGGCCAUCCAGGAUUGCGCCGCUCCACACCUGAUUCAGAAGCGCUUGCGUCAUCUGAUGACGAUGGGGACCAUCUGCUGUUGAGUCACUCGAUUACUGCGCCCGCAACUAAACCAGUACGACGGACAUCCUGGUUGAAUGAGGUCCCUCUUUCCAUUCAGCGAAAACAUUCCUUGCCUGCAGGCCCUCUCUCCUCGGCGCCAUCCAACCCUGCGAGCCCUGCAAGUGACCAGGCGCCAUGGACAAACAGUAGCCCGGGUCUGAGUGCUUCAUACAAUUGGAAUCAAGCCGGUAGCUCUUUUUCCUGGGGAACUGGGAUUUGGAAUGGAGAUUCCCGCAAAGAACCGCCUUCACGCUUGUCCGAAAUCGUGCCUUCUCCCACCAUGACCUCCACUCAACUCUCGAGUAGUUAUCUUGGAGAUGAAAUGUUUAGUCCCAUCACACGCACUAUCUCUGGUGAAUCGGCCAUUCCAUUUUCUAUUCCACUACAGCCCACCCCCAAGACCUAUCGCUCUCAAUCAUAUUCAGUCGGUCAGAUGGAUCCAGAGUAUCUGGGUAUGAUGGCGAAUAAAGGCCCGAUGCAAUACCCAAGCCGUUCUCGGGGCUCGGCUCAGCAACGCGUCUCACGACCAAGUAUGCUGGGCGAGCUGGGUCACGACCCAGCCAUGCUCGAUCGCGUCCGAGAGGAUGACGACGGAAUCGAUAGUCUGAGCAGCUCUGAUGGGGAUAUGAGCUAUUCUGCCAGUCAGGCUCGCACGAUCGAGCAGCUGGCACGUGAGAAUGCACUCCUACGCCAGGCAGCGGCUAGUCAAUUGGAUAGUCGGUUCCGCGAGCGGGCUUCUUCGUCUGCUUCUGUCGCGGGUGGUCUUCAUUCCCUUCAUCGCAUGCGAGGUGGUGUUCCAGACCGUGAUCUUGCUGAUGAGGAUAUUGGGGAAUUGCGUGACAUCCAAGGCUAUGGUAACCUGCUUGGAGCUGCCAGACGCCGAUUUUCAGAACACUCAAACAAUCUAGACCCGCAAUUCUCGUCCUUUUCAACCCCCUUGGAGAAUCGUGCACUGGAAAAUGUUCGCAAGGCUCACUGGCAGACGACCCUCGGAUUUGGAAGUAUUUCUGAUCAACCGCAGAGUCGCCGUCAUUCCUUUGCCGAUAUCCCUGUCAGACACGGAUCUAUGAGCUCGGUUGAUUCACACAACACUGCAACCCCUCGUGCAUCGGGAGAUCGCGAUGAUGGAUAUGGAAAUGCUGCCGAAUACUCUGCCCAGGCAUUCUACCCACAUGAGCAGUUGCGCGCUGAUGGCUCCUCUGGCCUUCCUGCUUCUCUCAAUCAAUAUGCCAUGUCUGGGGCUUAUGGACGUCAGGCUCCUGCCGUGUCACAUGCCCACCAGAACCAUCUGCUGUAUCUGGUCACCUUCAAGUGCCACCGCGCGGACGUCUUUUACAUCCAGGAAGAUACCGGUCUGCAAGUGAAGGCUGGUGAUCUUGUCAUCGUUGAGGCGGAUCGUGGUACGGACCUGGGCACUGUUCAACAAGCAAAUGUGUCUCUCCAACGGGCUCGUGAGCUCAAACAACAGUAUGCAGAGGAGCACUACAAGUGGCUCAUGAUGUUCUCGCGCCAAGGCCAGGUUGAAAGUUCCAGUGUGCCCAACGCAAGUUUUGCGAACCGAAGUGCAACCGGAGGAAUGGGUCCUCAUGCACACGGUGCACAGGAAAACAGCGCAGAAAUCAAGCCGAAACUGAUCAAACGCCUGGCACAGAACCAUGAGAUUAUGAAUUUACGUGAUAAAGAAGGAAACGAGGCCAAGGCCAAGCGAGUCUGUCAGGCAAAGGUUGCUGAGCAUAGGUUGAAUAUGGAGAUUCUGGACGCUGAAUUCCAAAUGGACUGGAAGAAACUAACCUUCUACUACUUCGCUGACUCCUACAUCAACUUUAACUCGCUGGUUACUGAUCUGUUCAAGAUCUACAAGACUCGAAUUUGGAUGUCCGCCAUCAACCCUGCUUCGUUUGUCACACCCACAGCCGGUCUGCCAGGACCUGGAAUGGCCAACCCUCUUUAUGGCCAGGAUGCAUCACAUAUUGAACGUCAUCAUCAAGAUGGACGUAGCUAUGGACGGGACACUGUUGAUGCAGCACGGGAGCAGAUGUUGAACCCUAUGCUGCGCACUGCCUUCCCAGAAUCAUACCAACCGUUCACUCAAUCCCCACGACAGAGCCAAGCUGAUCCCUUUGGCCCUUACUCCCCCACCGGUUAUGAUGCUACUCUGGAGACACUCUCCGACUAUCCUGCAGGCACUGGCAACGGUGCGCGCAUGCACUCAUCCCAGGCCGAGUGGGUCGGCCGCUUCCAAGGUCUUUCACUCAAUUCUUGA
This is a messenger RNA of Penicillium taxi, 2463 nucleotides long. RefSeq names its product PSP1 family protein. Gene Ontology annotation, cellular component: cytoplasm. NCBI's taxonomy places the organism in Eukaryota, Fungi, Ascomycota, Eurotiomycetes, Eurotiales, Aspergillaceae. The transcript is spliced from 2 exons. The coding region runs from base 1 to 2463 and encodes 820 amino acids. The record is from RefSeq and is a predicted model, not a curated record.